CCAUCUGAUCAACAACCACUGUGUCGCUCACAGAUUAGCCCUUGCGAGUUCCCAAGCAGCCAACCAAAUCAGCUACAUUAAGAAGUUCAAGGCCAUAGUGGAACAGUUGUAUAGAUUCUACAACUACAGUGCUGUUCGCACAGCUGCUUUGCAUGAAAUCCAGACUAUCCUAAAUAAUCCAGCAAUCAAGAUAACACAGGGCAAAGAUGUGAGAUGGCUGAGCCAUGAUGCUGCAAUACAAUCGAUAAGGAGGUCAUUUGAGGCUGUAUUAAUGAGUUUGGAGAGGGAAGCACAGGAAAGAUCAGACGUGCAGGCCAUGGGGCUGUCUGUGUUCCUCCAGACGUACGACUUUGUCGCGACACUUUACAUGCUGUCAGAUGUUCUCCCUUUGCUAUCCCAGCUGUCUAAGGCAAUGCAGCGCAAAGACUUAGACUACACCCUGGUGAGACCACUUGUUGCUGGAACCAUAAGCUCUGUGACUGCCCUAAAAACCAACCCUGGCCAGUUCUUUAGACAAUUGCCUGAAGUUAUGGUAGACCUUGCUGACAAGCCAAUGAAGUUUAGCAUCCCAACCCAGGACAAGACUGACUCGUUUAAGAGAUCGGUCUAUGACAAAUACUUGGAUCUGGUUGUGGAGAACUUGGAGAGACGAUUUCCUGACCUUCCCAUGCUGGAAGCGUUCAACAUAUUCAACCCAGGUCUGCUUCCAGAGAGCUUAGAUGAAUUGAACUUCUAUGGACAGGAAGAAAUCAAGAUGCUGAGUGAACAUUACAGCUUAGAUGAUGAGCUGUUAAUGGAGGAGUGGCACACCACCAAGCACCUAAUGAAAGAAUUACCAGAUUGCACCUGCCAGGCCAUAAUGUCAAGAGUGGGUUGCCAGCCAGAGGCCUUCCCAAACUUGGCAAGGAUUGUUUCAGCUGGACUUCUGAUCCCAACAUCAACUGCAG
Anneissia japonica is the source of this 947-nucleotide messenger RNA. RefSeq lists its product as uncharacterized. The annotation marks the transcript as partial. The transcript is spliced from 5 exons. The record is from RefSeq and is a predicted model, not a curated record. Lineage: Eukaryota; Metazoa; Echinodermata; Crinoidea; Comatulida; Comatulidae.